Molecule: messenger RNA, 2569 nt
Organism: Thrips palmi
Lineage: Eukaryota; Metazoa; Arthropoda; Insecta; Thysanoptera; Thripidae
Gene: Plekhm1
Product: pleckstrin homology domain-containing family M member 1
Exons: 13
Coding region: 123-2240 (705 amino acids)
Source: RefSeq, a predicted model, not a curated record
AUCUUCCUGCCAAUAUGCACGCCCCACCUUCCCUCCGUUAAAUGCACUAAAAUGCCCAUUGCUUUGUUUUGGUUAAGGUUGAGAAAGAUAAACAAUUCAUUGUCUUUCACAAGCCUUUCAAAAUGAGUCAACUUCUGAGAUCCAUGCGUUCAUCUUUAGGCGGGCGAGAUUUGGCGAUAAAAAAUACGCUUGUGGCCAAGUUGUCAAGUUGUGUCAAAGACCUUCUGGUGGAGCAAGCGGACCCAGACAGCAAUGAUGACAACUCUUCUGAAGCAGUCAGCUCAUUGUGCACUGCUCUGGAAGCCAUAUUCAUUCAUGGCUUGAAAGAAAGUUUUAUUCAGAGAGUCUCGCAAGCAGUGAUGUCUGAUUUAGAUGCCCGACCUGACCCUAACUUUUGGGGUCCUUUACUUGAAGUUUCUCAUAGGGACGUUAUAGAUGAGGUAAUGAAAUUAAGUUUGGUUCAAACGGAUGUUGGACGAUCAAGAGCUUGGUUACGCUUAGCAUUGAACGAAGGUGUUUUGUCAAGAUACUUAGAAGCUAUGAGGAGUGAUGGACAACGGGCACUAAGUCACUACUACCGGAAAGGUGCACUUCUGCGCGAUGUUGAAAAUUUGGAACUUGUACAGCGAUUUUUAGAAGGGAUUGAAUCUUUUCCGUUCAACUUGCCCGUAAAUUCUAGUCUGCUUGAUGUGUGGACCCUUCAGCCACUACUCCAAGCAGGAUUGUGGACGCCGCCAAUCAGGCCCUCCGCCUCUAAAGAUGCGGUUGCUGUUGCCACAGAUGUUGCCCAGAUUCUAGAGAGAGAGGAACAAGACUCAUUAAAUUCUGAUGCAGUAUCUGUUGCAUCAUUUGCAUCCCACAAUAGCUUUGUCCAUAGUCCAAUGAUGGCAUUAAAUGAAGAGGAGGCUUUGAAAAUAAUUCUUGGGACUCCAGUUAAUGAAACACCUAUUGCAGCUAAACUAAGAGCUGAAGAAAGCAAUGCAGAAAAAGGUGAUACAAAUGACACAAAAUUACCUCCGGAAAAAAGCAUAGACCCUGCUAGUUGUGAAGAGUCUAAGCCCGAAUCGACCGAGCCAACCACAGAGGGAGAGCAGAGAAAGGAAAAGGAAUCUGAGGAUGAGGGCAAUGCUUCAAUGGGUAACUCCAUUAUCGGUCGUCUAGGGUGGUCCUCAUCCUUCGAAGAAACUAUGUCAGAUUCAGGUGUGAAUCAAGAAGAGGCAAAUAAAGAGAAAGUUAGCAAAGUCCAUUCCAAGAAAAAGCUGGAGAGCUAUCAUUCACUUAUAGAAAGUUACAAUACUGCUUCAUCUUCUGGGAACAACUUGCCAGAUUUAAAUGACUUUCUGUCAAAGUUUGAGCCAAACAGCUUUUCCAGUCCAUUUGCCUCACUUGCUCAGGAAACCGAUCUAUCAUACCCUCAAGAUCUUGGAUUUGAGAUUAUUGAUACUACUCCUGCAACAUGUGAGCCUCAAUUUGGUAAUCUCUUAAAACAAUUGACAAAACUACCCCAUGAACUUGGACUGGAUGCUCAACAAUACACGUGCUUUGGUUGCGCUCAGCCCAUAGGAUUCACCUUUGGUGCCCCACGGUUGUGUGGAUUAACCGGCCAUUACUUUUGUGAUGACUGCACUGUUCUUUCGGGAGAUGAAUGGAUUGUACCAGCCCGAGUUUUGUUGAACUGGGAUUACAAGCGAUAUACUGUAUCCAAAAGGGCAGCCUCUUUUUUGUCAGAAAUUCAGCAUCAUCCUCUUCUAGAUUUGAAGAGUCUUAACCCAUUUCUCUACCUUACUGUUGAUGAGGUAUCUGAGCUCCAGAAACUGAGAAAUCAACUAAAUUUGCUCCGGGCUUAUCUAUUCACAUGUCGAGAACCUGUUAUUGAAGAGCUUCAGAAAAUGGUUUGGCCAAGAGAAUACCUUUAUGAACAUGUGCAUCUGUAUUCAGUUUCUGAUCUUCUUCAAAUACCCAGUGGUAUCUUAGCCCAACAUUUGAAACAUGUUAUUACCUUUGCACGCAAUCAUGUCUACAAUUGUAGAUUGUGUUCUCAGAAAGGAUUCUUCUGUGAAGUCUGUGACAACCCAAAGAUAAUUUAUCCCUUUGAUACAGAAAACACAUAUAGGUGCAAAGGAUGUAGUGCAGUUUUUCAUGCAACGUGCUUGAAGGAAAAUUUACCAUGCCCGAAAUGUGAGCGCAGGAAAAGAAGAAUUGAAGAUUCUACAACGGCUGACAAAUGUAUUGAAGUAUGAUGCGCUGGUAAAGUGAGUCUAGGGUCUUACAAAUUAUCUGGGUUCGUUACUUAUUUAUUAUCCUUGUAAGUCGAAACUUGGGGCCAAUCACCCUCAAAUGUUAUUACUAAACCGUAAACCGGAAAAACUUUGGCCCAUGGGCUAGAAAUUCAAUUUAAGUUCGGCUCAUAACUUAAAUCACAUUUUUAGUUGCUGGGCCAAAGGUAACUCGGUUUUCAGAAGUACAGAUUCUAAUUUAUUGAUGAAUGUUAAACUCAUUGUGAUGUUCCUUCUGGAAGGAUAUAUUUUUUAUGUUUAAAAAUAUAUAUUAUUUAUUAAAGUUUUCAAAA